Molecule: messenger RNA, 484 nt
Organism: Salarias fasciatus (jewelled blenny)
Lineage: Eukaryota; Metazoa; Chordata; Actinopteri; Blenniiformes; Blenniidae
Product: brain and acute leukemia cytoplasmic protein
Exons: 3
Coding region: 36-467 (143 amino acids)
Cellular component (GO): cytoplasm
Source: RefSeq, a predicted model, not a curated record
CGCCGCCGCCGCAGCCGCAGCCGCACCUGCCGCGGAUGCUGGUCUCGAUGGGUUGUGGAGGGAGUCGGGCGGACGCGAUCAUCGAGCCGAGGUACCAUGAGAGCUGGACCCGAGAAACGGAAUCGACGUGGCUCACCAACACGGACGUAGAGACCCCUCUGCCAGUGGCAAACAACAAAGCUCUGGAGGCCAGUCUGAGGGAGAAGAGGAUGGUGAACGCAGGCACCCAGUGUGGGAAGCAGGCCCUCGGCGCGGCGGGCUCCAACCACCAGAGGAGAGCCAGACGCUCCUUGAGUGAUGUAGGUGUCCCUGGUAGCAGCAAACUACUCGCGACUCCAAGAGGAGGGCAUCAAAGGAGGCCGGUGCUCUGUCUAAGGAUGGGCAGCCCGUCAAUAUCAACAGUGGUGGAGAUCCUGAACCUGGAAACGUGUGCGACGAAAGAUGAAAAAAAGGCCGGGACUCUGUGAGGACAAAGGUCACCGCA